Molecule: messenger RNA, 459 nt
Organism: Purpureocillium takamizusanense
Lineage: Eukaryota; Fungi; Ascomycota; Sordariomycetes; Hypocreales; Ophiocordycipitaceae
Exons: 2
Coding region: 1-459 (152 amino acids)
Source: RefSeq, a predicted model, not a curated record
AUGGAUGUUUCCUUGUUCAGAGGCUGCACAGCGGCUCCCGCUGCUUGGAGGCCGCGAGGCCGAAAUGCCAUAAAGAGCAUCCCGUCGCCGUCUACCAAGCUGCUAAGGGUCGACAAAGAAAAGCGUGCACCAUCUGACAUACCUCUUCGCAAUGGCUGCAAGUCGUUCAUCUCCUUCUUGUCCGUCGCAGCCGUGUCGUCCGCCAGCGUGUCUCAUCGAUUGGAUCCGCGGGCAGACGCAAAGAUACAAUGGGGCCCUUGCAACCAAACGAUUGUCAACACGACGCUCCCUACCGAGUGCGCGGACUUUACCGUCCCCCUCGACUACACAACGCCUAGCAGCAAGGAGACCAUCAGGCUCCAAAUCGCCAGGAUCGAGGCAAAGGUACAGCCCGCCAGGGGCACCAUUCUGAUCAACUUUGGAGGCCCCGGCUCCAACGGCCGAACCAGCCUGGGCUAG